Molecule: messenger RNA, 408 nt
Organism: Cryptosporidium muris RN66
Lineage: Eukaryota; Apicomplexa; Conoidasida; Eucoccidiorida; Cryptosporidiidae
Exons: 2
Coding region: 1-408 (135 amino acids)
Source: RefSeq, a predicted model, not a curated record
AUGGUAGACAAAACAACACUUAUUAGAUCCUUAACUAAUGAGAUACGAUAUUUGAGAAAUUUAUGUUCAUGUAAUAACAUAUACUUCAGUACUGAUGAUUCUCUAUUGGAUGAAGAAGAGUCAAUAAUUAAAUCUUUGGAAGUUGAUAAAAUAGCUGGCACUUUAUUAUUACUACAAAAUUCAUCAGAAUAUGACAAAUUAUUAAAUAAAAUAUAUUUAGAUAUUGUAGAGAAAUCUUAUGGAAAAAAAGUUGAUAAUGAAGAAAAAAUAUUUAGUAAUUCAAAAUGUGAUAUUAUUACACUCUUCCUAAAAUUUCAAUCAGAGAUAAAGGUUGAUGUUGCAUAUGCAUUUAGUCAUAUUGAUGAUACUCUAAAUGAUUUGAAUAAAUUAUUAAAUAAAUCUAACUAA